CGAUCAGGAGGAAGGAGAAUGGCUGGUAUGACGAAGAACAUCCCCUUGUCUUCCUCUUCCUCGGCUCCUCUGGAAUCGGUAAGACUGAGCUGGCCAAACAGGUGGCUCGUUAUAUGCACAAGGACCUGAAAAAGGGAUUCAUCCGCAUGGACAUGUCCGAGUUCCAGGAGAAGCACGAGGUGGCUAAAUUCAUAGGUUCUCCUCCAGGUUAUGUUGGUCAUGAAGAGGGAGGUCAGCUGACUAAACAGUUGAAGGCGUAUCCAAAUGCCGUGGUUCUAUUUGACGAGGUGGACAAGGCCCAUCCAGACGUACUGACCAUCAUGCUACAGCUGUUCGAUGAGGGCCGUCUUACAGAUGGGAAGGGGAAGACCAUUGAGUGUAAGGACGCCAUCUUCAUCAUGACCUCAAACGUGGCCAGUGACGACAUCGCUCAGCAUGCAUUGCAGCUCCGCCAGGAGGCCCAGGAGCUCAGCCGCAGGAAACUGGCCGACAACCUGGACGAUGUUCAGAAGAGGGAUGAUGUCACCAUCUCCAGGCAGUUUAAGGACGCUGUAAUUCGCCCUAUUCUGAAGGCCCAUUUCCGGAGGGAUGAGUUUCUGGGGCGGAUCAAUGAGAUUGUCUACUUCCUGCCGUUCUGCCCCUCUGAACUACAGCAGCUUGUCAGCAAAGAGCUCAACUUCUGGGCCAAGAAGGCGAAGCAGAGGCAUGACAUCACUCUGCUGUGGGACCGCCCUGUUCUGGACCUGCUGGCUGGAGGUUACAACCUGCACUACGGAGCCCGUUCCAUCAAACAUGAGGUGGAGCGGAGGGUGGUCAACCAACUGGCAGCAGCCUAUGAGCAGGAGCUCCUUCCUAAGGGCUGCACCCUCCGCCUGUCUGUCCACUCAGAGGACAGGGGCGGGGCCGAGGGGCAGGAAGGGCUGGAGCAGGGCGUACCCAGUCUGCGUCUGGAGGUAGUGGGGAAGGACAGCACAGCACGGACGCUGGACAUACGCCCUCCUCUCAGCCCCGAUCACUAACACACAGCACCCACUGUGUAUAUAUAUAUAUAUAUAUACUCUGGAGUCUACUGUCGUCACAUCACCUCAUAAUAACCUAUCACCUCAUAAUAACCUAUCACCUCAUAGUCAUGAGUUGGUUUUCAUGGAGCUAAUUAAGCAAUAAGGCCCAAGGAGGUGUGGUAUAUGGCCAAUAUACCAUGGCUAAGGGCUGUUCUUAGGCACGACACAACAUGGAGUGCCUGGACACAGCCCAUAGCAGCGGUAUAUUGGUCAUAUAUCACAAACCCCCGAGGUGCCUUAUUGCUAUUAUAAACUGGUUACCAACGUAAUUAGAGCAGUAAAAAAUAUUGUUUUGUCAUACCCGUGGUAUACGGUCUGAUAUACCACGGCUGUCAGCCAAUCAGCUUUCAGGGCUCGAACCACACAGUUUAUAAUGUAAAAUAAAACACGUCUCAGAAGAAGCA
Oncorhynchus mykiss (rainbow trout) is the source of this 1465-nucleotide messenger RNA. Lineage: Eukaryota; Metazoa; Chordata; Actinopteri; Salmoniformes; Salmonidae. The record is from RefSeq and is a predicted model, not a curated record.